UUGGGGAAUAGGAUGAGGACAAGAAGAGAAGAAAAUAGCCCCAGUAACUUCUCCGGGGUUGAUUGCGUAUGAGGAGCCCCAGACAAGGCCAGACCAGCUGUUUGCAUGGGGGUGUUUGCAGGGUUUGCAUCCCGGCGUCUCCGACCUUUUUCCCGGCGCAGAUACUAUCAACUUUUCCAGCAUCAUACCACUAGCACCUACUUGGCUUGUCUAGUUCAAAUUAUACCCGGCUUCGCAGAUUGAAUAUACAGACAUGUCUGAUUGAUCGGGAUCUAUCACCAAACUCGCCGUCCUCGUCGACAGGGACUGGAAUGUCCUGAGAAUGCAGCGUUUAUGGUCCCACAGCGCAGCGCCAACCUCCCACUGCCUUUCGUGCCUCAGCACCACCGCGGUGAAGGCGGCCCCUCGAACGGUGCCGACGACAAGCAUGCGAAGAUUACGUAUCAAGGACUCGCCCACAGCUCGCUGUACCGGUUUCUUUGCAGCAGCGGCCUCAACAGAGGCGCCCGCAAAUGGCAAGCACCGCCGGAGGUGGGAGGAAAGGAUUGCGCCUGUAAACGAGGCGAAUGAGUUGUUCGAUGAGGGGGGAUACUUUUUGGGUGCCCUGUCACCACUGCGAACCCCAAACCUUUUUCGAACGGCGUUUCAGACCAGACGAUUCCACACGCUGCCGCGGCCUACACAUAGAACCAUUCGGUCGCCGAUUACACAAACGCCGCGCAGACUAUCGCAUUUCUCGAGUAAUGUCGGUCUCGAUACAGAAGGAGUGGAUCCGGCUGUUCAAGAGCUAGAAGCUGAAAAGUUGGCUCCGAUAGAGGAAGCAGACGAUGAUUUUGACAUGGCUAUUGAUGUAGAGGAUGUUCCUGAUUGGCUCAAGUCAGAUGUGCUUCGCGCGAAGGCAAUCAAGAAACUCGCAUUGAAACAGCUUGCGAUUAGGCUUGUAUUACGCCCAGCGAUUGCUCACAGCUAUUUCGGUAUCCUGAAGAAUUAUGAUGACGACGCUUCCACCCCACAACUUGACUUGCCGGGUCUUCUAUUCGAGCUAAACGCCACUCGCCGUAGGAUACGGCAGAUUAAGUCAAACCCAACGGCCAACAUCGAGGAUUUAACCCGAGGCAUCAGUAUUCGUCGGCUUAAAGAGGUGAAUCAUCGAAGUAGACAGCUUGAAAACCGCUUCCGUCAAGACACAGACCUAUACAUGGGCAAUGAAAUGCCUCUCGAGGAAUAUCUCUUAAGGCUGUCGAGUAAUCUACUCGAUGUUCAAGAUCCUGAUCAGGCUUAUACCUUCACGAAAAUGAUCAUAGCAUUCACAAAAACCCGACAAAACGACAUUGCCAGGCUGGUUAUUAAAACGAUACUUCCUUACAAAUUUCAACUAAGCCCUUCCCUGAUAACAGCAAUUAUUGUCUUCUUUCGCAAGAGUAAAGAUCUGAACGGCUUCGAUCUGUUUCUGAAAAUGUUGGAAGGAAAGGGAUACCCGAUUGAACUGGGGAGUCUCGGUUACUACAAAGCGAAGACAGUCAAUGGAAUUGAAGUCUCAGUUCCCCCGGUUCACAGUGCAAAUGUUGUUAUCUACGCUGCACUCAUUAGGGCUUGUCUGCGUUUCGACCAGCCUGAUCGUGCUGACGCGUACCUUAUGGUAGCGAGAGGCGCCGGCAACUUGGACGAUUUUGCUAUACUCAUGUCGUAUUUGGAAUUCUACGCAAUACGCCGUAAUUGGGAAAAGGGACUACCCGUCCUGCAAAGAGCUCUGGCUUUCAUUGCUUCAACGACCGAACACCCGCCGCAAAGGGUAGAGAGACUUAUCAGAAUGAUGGUGCAUCUAUGUGAUUCAUGUCGCAUGCUCGAGGCUUCUGAUGCCGUCAUUGAGGCUUCCGUUAAUAGUGGGUUCAGCCCGGAUCUACCUCGGAAACAAAAAGACAUUGUCUCCGAAUUCGAUCCAGAAUCUCAGAGGUGGUGGACAAUAGCGGAAACCUCAGUACCGAGAGCGAACCUGACGAAGGCAGACCAAUAUCUCGAGUUUGUUAGGAUCGUAGGAGAAUACCUUGAUAAGAUGCCCAUCCCGGGGGAAGGAGGGUCUGCUCGUCGAUUGCAAAGGCUUUCCCAGAUAUAUUCCCGCCGCGUUUUGACCUCGGUGGUUGAGGGAAGACUUGCUGGAAAGGCAAUGGAAGAAGAUACGAGAGAACAGGGCAUCAUUAAUGAUGCGCUCAAAACAAUCCAAGCGGAAAACGAAAAUGCCUCGACUUCCCUUGAAGGCACGAUGGCUGCCCAACAGCAGGAAAUUGUGACUCUCAGAAGUGAAGUCGCCCAAUUGAAAGAAAUGGUCCUCCAUUUAUCUCAGCACACGACUGCGCCGCGCACUAAACCAACAUCUGAUCCAGAAGAACUGAUUGGCGAUACAUCGGCGCCCGCUUCAGGCGAAAGCCCUCCACAAAACGGACGAGCUGGUGGCGUGAGCUCCUAGAUGAACAACUACGUGGCCACGACAGCCUGUAUUAUGAUAUCCUCUAACUACUUACGUAUAACUCUACUUGGAGUCAUGUAUAUCUUACACUCAGCUCUAUUACCCUCUUUUUUUUUUGGCGACCAUACUUAUGGCCUUUGAUACCUAUAAACCUGUACAUUAUAUCUAUAGAUAGAAACCUAUUUUCUUGGCUAAUGCCUCCUAGGAUUGCAUGCUUUUGUUCCAAAUUGGGUCGUUUCAUAUAUGGGACUGGAGAUAGGAACUUAAAUACGUCGGCUUAUUUGUCCUUUGCCCACAAAUAAGCACACAAAAUCGGAAAAGACAUCGCUCCCUUGUUGGCGGGUAUAUCAUAAAUGGAAAACAUUUUGGCAUUGACAUGACGAGAUGGCAAGCAUAGUCUAUAAAUUUCAUAUCUA
Molecule: messenger RNA, 2880 nt
Organism: Aspergillus versicolor CBS 583.65
Lineage: Eukaryota; Fungi; Ascomycota; Eurotiomycetes; Eurotiales; Aspergillaceae
Exons: 1
Coding region: 323-2464 (713 amino acids)
Molecular function (GO): protein binding
Source: RefSeq, a predicted model, not a curated record